GGAGGGGGCGCAGUGAGUGGGUUGGGUUUGGUUGGAAUGAAGUUGGACAUGUGCUACAAAUGUUUGUUUUUUUCCUUCUCAAAUUAGCCAGGGAGCGUACAAUGUCAUAGCAGCAAGACCAUACUAACUCUAAAAGAAACAUUUUUUAGUCAUAGAAAACGAGCAGACAUAAAGCAAGAAUGGGUGAUGUCAGUGAAGAAUCGUUGCUGGAUUAUUUCUACUCAACCGGAGGGAAAGUAAAAAAUGCUGAUUUAAUGAAAAUAUACAGGCCUUUCAUUGGUCAUAACGACAUGCAGCUGCGUGACAAAUAUAGAGAGGAGUUCAAACGGAUCAUCGACAUGAUUGCUGUUGUGAAAUCAGAGAAUAGUGAGAAGUACCUGAUUCUGAAGAAGAGGUACAGGCAGCAGGAGCAGGGCAGUGAGACAGAGCCUGGGACAGACAGACAGGCCAGUCCUGCGGCCAGCACUGCCAGGCCCUCGGCAUCAGUCCAGCGAGAUGUGUCGGGGGUCUCGUCUCUCCACACCCAGGGGGAACCAGACCUCCAGCCUGACCCGGCCAAGAGGGCAGAGGCGAGGAAGCCUCCACAGGUGAUGUGGUGUGGAGGAAGCCCCAGCAUUACCUUCAAAGAGGCACCCAAGCAGGAGCACACGCAGGAGGACCAGCACACCGAGAGGACCCCCUCACCGUCCAUUUCAGAGAAAACCCUAGCGCACAGUAACGGAGAGGAUGAGCUAGACAGGGACUCAGGGUCAAAGUCUGAGUCGGAAGAGGAGUGUAUGGGCAGAAUGCGCUCCACCCCAGUGGCUCUGGACCCCGUGGAGAAGGAAUGGAUCUACUCUGCUACUUGUGGCAGUCUCUCUGACCUCUCCCAGCUGCUAAAACAGGAGCCCUCCUUGGCCAACAAGAAGGACUUUGUUUCAUUUACAGCUCUUCACUGGGCAGCCAAACACGGCAAGGAGGACAUGGCUACCAUGAUGGUUAACGCAGGAGCUGAUGUGAACACUAAAUCUGGCUAUACACCCCUGCAUAUUGCAGCAUUGCAUGGCCAUCGACACAUUUUGGAGCUGCUCAUUGGAAAAUAUGGUGCGAAGAAGAAUCUGCGGGACUACAGCGGCCAUCUUGCCUGCCAGUACCUGAACAUCACGGAGCCUACAGAGGAUGACCGAGCAGCUCCAGAGGAGACACAAUUCCCUGAGUUCCAGGCCAGAGACCACAGUAGGAACAGGAAGUUGGUCUCGUUGUUCCAGUCCAAGAAGAAGUGGGGCUCAGCGGAGGAGCUAGCCCCUGUAAAGGAGAGGGUGGCACUAGCACCCCAUCAACUCAUGGUCCCCGCCUUCAGACCCAGGAAAUUCUCACGCUAAGGAAGAAGCUAGCCAAAUGCCCCGCAUUCAAUGGCAUCACAGAAAUGACAUCACAAAAACAUGUUCAGUCACUGUGUGUUUAUUUGAAUUGUAAUGUAUGCUUUUAUAGUAUUUAUUCUGUAUGCUUUUAUGUUGUAGGGAGCUGUAACUAUCGAGUUGUUUAGUUUGUUGUUUACUGCCUUGAUUGUAUUGUAGCAAUCUCCCAAAAUGAUUUGAUUAUCAUUUAAUUCCAUUUUAAAAGUUGAAUUUGAUUCUAGUGAGACAAAAUCUGACAUUACAUACGGCGCUAUUUUGCAUGCUGCAUUUGUUUUCUUGCUCUUUCAAUUUAGUGUGUAUUUGAAUCUCACUUGCCUUUUUUCCUCACACCGUGUUUAGUGAAGACCGUGCCCAAAUGUGUAGUUUCCAAGCCGAUCUGACGUUCCAGAUUUGAAGUGCCACGUUUACAUGUUGAUGAUCGCACUAUUACAUUGUCAGUUGGUUGAUUUGUCAUAAGGGACACUAUUUUCUAUUGGUUCACUAUUGUAUUUCUCAUUGUAUUUCUAUUGAAGGACAAAACGAGGGACGAUAUUUUUUUAUUGUUUCACCCUCUGUAUUCCAUGUUGUAUUCUAUUUGUAUUUCACAUUGUAUUCUAUUGAAAGACAAAACAAUACCAUAGUACUGGCAUAGAAUAGUCAGUUCAUAAUUAAGUGUCUUAUUCAAUUGGGAAACAAGUUAGUUGAUGUGCCAUGGCUUUGCAUCAUGUUUUUCCUCAGGUUGUUUGUAUUGCCUCAAUUUGAACCUGCCUCUUCAAGCUUGUUUUGUUUUGCACAUGAUUUAUAUCUGAGAUAUUUUGAUAUUAAAGUGCUAUGCUGUGCUUCUAA
This is a messenger RNA of Oncorhynchus kisutch (coho salmon), 2222 nucleotides long. Its product is annotated as ankyrin repeat domain-containing protein SOWAHB. The record is from RefSeq and is a predicted model, not a curated record. Gene Ontology annotation, molecular function: protein binding. Bases 180 to 1361 code for a protein of 393 amino acids. NCBI's taxonomy places the organism in Eukaryota, Metazoa, Chordata, Actinopteri, Salmoniformes, Salmonidae. The transcript has 12 exons.